AUGAAUAAAAUUACGUUGGCCAGUUUCCUCCUAACGAUGGUGCUGCUUGUGCACUACGUUGCUGCCGAGCACGAGAAGCCGGACGAAAAACUCGUCCAGAUUGAUAAUGUGGACGAACUGGGCAUGAUUCAACCACUGGAGCACGUGCUGAGCGAGCUGGAAGGGUUGCGAAUUCGACGAGCUGCCCAGGGAGGUGGUGGUGGUGGCGGACAGGGUGGGCCAGGUAAGGGAGGACGCCGUGGACCACCAGACGGGCAACAGGGCGGACAGGGUGGUGGACAGAGUGGACAGGCCAGUGGGGAAAAUUAA
Messenger RNA from Anopheles maculipalpis, 309 nucleotides. RefSeq lists its product as uncharacterized. Bases 1 to 309 code for a protein of 102 amino acids. The record is from RefSeq and is a predicted model, not a curated record. The transcript is spliced from 2 exons. NCBI's taxonomy places the organism in Eukaryota, Metazoa, Arthropoda, Insecta, Diptera, Culicidae.